Fusarium verticillioides 7600 is the source of this 2845-nucleotide messenger RNA. RefSeq lists its product as hypothetical. Lineage: Eukaryota; Fungi; Ascomycota; Sordariomycetes; Hypocreales; Nectriaceae. The transcript has 3 exons. The coding region runs from base 452 to 2185 and encodes 577 amino acids. The record is from RefSeq and is a predicted model, not a curated record. Gene Ontology annotation, cellular component: fungal-type vacuole membrane; Golgi apparatus. Gene Ontology annotation, molecular function: manganese ion transmembrane transporter activity; calcium ion transmembrane transporter activity. Gene Ontology annotation, biological process: Golgi calcium ion homeostasis; manganese ion transmembrane transport; Golgi calcium ion transport.
AGCGGAUCUUCCAUUUGGUUGCCCCUAUGUAAAUCCAAGCCAAUCCAGAUCAUCCAAUUCAACAUCCAAACCUCCAUCUUCAUUCCUGUUCCAACCUUGCAGCUCCCUUUUUUGUCUCUUGAAAUCAAGUAGUCAACGCGUAGCUCGAUCUUGGCCCCGCCCGUUGAUCGCCUUGCGGUAAACAGACCCCUUUCUUAUUCCCUUUGGUGUCUGUCUGUAACUGUCUGAAGUCAGCAUCAAGGCUAUCUCCGCAAAGUUUAUUCUACCUACACUACGUUACACGCGACUUCGAUUGUCGCAAGGUUGUCCGCUUCAAACUUUACUGAUCAACCAUCCUUUUUCGAAGCUCUGUUUCUCCUUUUGAAUUGCGGCCUCGACCGCCGACAGUUUUUGCGACCCGACGAUCGAUUCUCUUUCUUGAACUCAACAACAACGAUCCCGACUGCCCAUCAUGAAGAUCCGAACCACACACUCGCCUUUGGUCCUUCUCCUUCUCCCUGCUGUAGCAAAUGCGCUCGCUUCUAAUGAUAUCGCCGACCUACCUGCCCCAGGAGCCGCGAUUACAGAACAGACCGAUGGCCUGCCCCAGGCUGGCGUUAAGCGUCAUGAUGUCCCAACGAAAUAUGCCCCCGUAGAUGGCAGAGACGGAAAGCCUCACCACGGACCCUUUAUCGAGAUAGACGAUCACAAGAAGACCCCUGAAGUGGCCCUUGAAGCUGGUUCCGACACUGCAGCAGGAUCUGGCUUGGGGGCUGGAGCUGGAACGGGUGCAUCAGCAGGUGCUGGAGCUGGCACAGAACCCAAAACUGGAACCGAAGCUGCUCCCAAAAUUGACAGCAACCCGGAUUCCCUUCCUGGACUUAAAGGCCGACCCGAAGACCCGACUGUCGUAGAUGGCGAAAAGAUCCCCGAAACCAAUGAUGGUGUCAUGUUCGACACUAACCGAGUCCACGCCCAAGAAGGCACCACUGGAACUGAAGGCGGUGUGACUGAGAGGUCCCGAGCCCGAAAACUUGAAGAGGAAAACGCUGGCGAGGAGACCUUCAGAAAACCCUCAUCACCUAAGGAGGCGCCUCCUCUGCCACACAGUGAAGAGGAAAAGAUUCGUGCUUCUGGUGGGGACAAGGCCAAGGAGCUUAGCGAUGACACUGGCAGUGCAAAGGUAGAAGACGUUGUGCCCAAAGCUGCGAAGCCCGUUAUCAGCAAUGACGAUAGGCAUGAUUACACUGCGGGACUGGAGAAACCUGCCGAUCUUCCCGACCGACCCGUUGGACAGAAUAAACCCGUUUCAGAAGCAACAAAGACUGAGCCCAUCGAUUUGAGCCGAGGGAAGACACACGAUGGACGCCAUGACGACGAGAGUAUUAUCCAGCCAUUCCACUCCUUUGUGCUAUCCUUCACCAUGAUUUUGGUCUCUGAAGUUGGCGACAAGACGUUCUUGGUUGCAGCUCUCAUGGCUAUGAAGCACGACCGUAUGGUUGUGUUCACUGCUGCUUUUGGUGCUCUUCUUGUCAUGACUGUACUUUCGGCUGUUCUGGGCCAUGCUGUUCCUACUCUCAUCCCUAAGCGUGUCACUAGUUUCCUCGCUGCUGGCCUCUUCUUCGUUUUCGGUGCGAAGCUCCUGCGAGAGGGUAUGCAGAUGGAUCCUAACGAGGGCGUCUCUGCAGAGAUGCACGAGGUUGAACAAGAGCUUGCCGAAAAGGAAAAGGAGAUGGGCCGAAAGCGAGGCGACUCUGUGUCUGCUUACACUCUUGAGAUGGGUAUGAAUGGCAACGGCCGCAGGUCUCGACCCAGCAACCGUCUGAUGUCUCCUCCUCGAUCGCCUUCUCAGUCGCCUGUGCGAGAUGCUCGCUCGGGCUCAGGCGCUGUUGCCAGCAUUGUUCAGGGCGCUACCAACCUAUGCUCUCUGCUGCUUAGCCCUGCCUGGGUUCAGACCUUCAUCAUGACCUUCCUCGGCGAGUGGGGUGAUCGAAGUCAAAUUGCUACUAUUGCUAUGGCGGCCGGUCAGGAUUACUGGUGGGUGACCUUGGGUGCUACGUGCGGCCAUGCCAUCUGCACUGGUGUUGCUGUUAUUGGUGGUCGAGCUAUUGCCGGUCGAGUCAGCCUGAAAGUUGUCACUGUGGGUGGUGCCACUGCUUUCCUCAUCUUUGGCGUCAUUUAUCUCCUGGAGUCUCUCUACAGCUAGAGGCGCCCUCGCGAAUGCCAAAUUUCUUUUCUCGUUAAUAGACCACGGUUUGAGGGCCUAUCGUCAACUGAGACCAUUUGCCUACUUGACGCCUAACUCGUUGUAAUAUUUAACGGCCUCUCUCUUUUUUCUGACAGGAACUCGCGACCAAGGGACCAAGAUCUUCAGGCGUACUCUGCUGGGGUAGAUCUUUUGUAUAAUUACGUGGCUGAGAUAAUCUCAGCCUCAUGUUCGAUUCAGUGCACAUGGACACUGAUCUCCUUUGCCAAGACGCGUGGCUUGGAGUAUUGAUAAGGGGAAUGAAGACUAAGAAAAUAUACGCAAGGGAGGAGCUGGAACUGGAAAGGAGGUAAAAAAGUGGAGAGAAUCGAUUGGACUGUUCAUCAAUUCUUAUAUGAAUUGCUGGGAAUUGCUUCGAGUUUUGUACGGAAUGGAAAGGAAUGAGCGUGAAUGAUAUUCAUGGAUUCGAGCUAUGAUUAGCUGUAAAUAGCAGCUGUCUCGGUAUAGCCGUGAUGACAUGUUAAUGUACGAUAAGGCAUCACAAGACAUAUCCGGGUCAGAAAUACUGUUUCUCCUGUAGAAAUUACGCCCAUUCACAUAGAGGCUUCCAUGCGUUCACCGUUAUCAAGUCACUGCCUGAAUGAUCUUGAAAGGAGCAGG